AUGGCCAAUCUAUCUGUGGAUUCCAAAGCUUCUGGCGAUAAUGCCAAUCAUGAUAUCGCACAACAUGAUGACGAGAAGCAACGUUUCGUCCCAUGCAGCUUUGUAUCGUUUCAUUUCUUUGUCGGCAAUCGUGGUGACCGAGAUAUUCCACAGGGCCGAUGUCUAACUGGCUUCAGGGGCGUCUUGGGAUUAUCAUCAAAGAACAAUGGGAUAUUGUCUCUGACGCUGGAAUAUAUGAUGAGAAUCCCCCCUGAAGAGACACAGUUCUCUCCAAGGAUAUUGCUGAGACCCCAGAUAAAGCUUCCCAAGAUGUUUCCAAGUGACAAGAAUGAGCUGAACGAAAUUGUUCUUUGGCAUAUCGAUCUAACAGACAUGAACAUCCUAGUCGAUGACGACGGAAAGGCUCACUAG
Rhinocladiella mackenziei CBS 650.93 is the source of this 411-nucleotide messenger RNA. RefSeq lists its product as uncharacterized. The record is from RefSeq and is a predicted model, not a curated record. NCBI's taxonomy places the organism in Eukaryota, Fungi, Ascomycota, Eurotiomycetes, Chaetothyriales, Herpotrichiellaceae. Bases 1 to 411 code for a protein of 136 amino acids. The transcript has a single exon.